UCUUGUGCUCAAGCAGAUAGUCAGUGGUGCUCCGACGAGCAUCAAAGAUCUCCUCCCCUCCUUCACAUUCACUCCCAUGAUGCAACAGCAAACAAAGAGGGCAGAGAAACGAGACAGUACCGGAAAAACGGCAGCUAGCUAGAGAAAAGUUUCAAACGCCGAAAAUAGGCACAAUUCAAAACGUCCACAGCGUACGGUGUCACUUUAUCGCGAAACGCGGUCAUAAAGAGCCCAUUAUUCCUCGUCUCUGUGAAAAUUGAGUUAGUUUCUGCGCUGUUUUUUGUAAGUGCAGGUAACUUAUCAGUUAGCCGUGAAGUAAUAAUGUCUCCUAAUGCUCACAUAGCUCUCCGGACACUGAUAUGACAACUGCUGAUAGUUGACAGUGUAUUCAAGGCACGGCAGGUAUGGCAGUUGUGGGCCGUAUGUGAUCAGCUAUGUGUAAGUGUUCACAAUCAUCUCCCUCAUUCCAAGAACAUCACAUGUAAUCCCCCUCCAAAUCAUUAAGGGGGAUCUUUCAGAAUGAAGAAGAUCAGUCUGAAAACAAUAAGAAAGUCAUUUAACAUUAAAGGCAAAGAAGAGAAUGAAUUUGCUGUAUCACAGCCAGACUUGGCGGCCAGUUUCUCUGCUGAAGACUCACUGUUUGGAGGAUGCUACAGCAAAGAUCUCGUCAGUAGCGACCUGGAUAAUGAGGACGAAAAAAGAUCCAAAGUCCGAUCUAAGAGUGAGGGUCUCAUGGGCACCUUGAAAAGGAGACUAUCAGCGAAACAGAAAACAAAGGUCAAGGGUGGUUCUCCAUCUGUAUGCUCUAUAGAUGAUGACACCUUCUCCUCCUCUUCGGCACCCAUUACUCUAAGUGACAUAAAAUCCCAGCAUUCCUCUCGCUCCACAUCCGUCCAUAGUCAUCAUUACAGUCCCACCCCGUGGCCUCUCAGACCAGUGAACUCGGAGGAGAUGUGCAUCCAAAUGGACGUUAAGGCAUUAAUGAACUCCUCAGAUCCAAGUCCGGCUCACAACGGUGUGCACCAAGACUUCCUUGACCUCCAGAGAGAGUUCAAAGAAUCUAGCGAUUCAUUGAAAAUCACCAGACGUGUGCCAGACCACCAUUCUGGCGCUCAGAAUGACGAUUUGCACCUUGAAAUGGAUGAACACAUGCCUGUAGUCAUUGGUCUUGCAGCUCAGGAUUAUAUUCAGUACACAAUGCCUUUGGAUGAUGGACUCUUUCCUGAUGAUGAAGGUUCACGCUCUUUUUGCUUAGAUGGCACCACACCCAUGGACGUCGUUCCGCAGUCAGAGGGAUGCAGAUCUCUUCAUGCAGAUGAGGAGCCUAUUGACCAGGACCUUCUGUCACCAGACAUCUUCAUGGAGUCGUCAUCGGUGAACCAGCUCUUUUUAAACACUGCAAAUGUCUUGCUGCAGGGCUCCAGACUCGAAGCCCCACUUUCCCCCUUGCUACCUCCGUUGCCCGAUAGCUAUCUCCAGAGAAGCUUCUCUGGGUUUGGUGGUACACAUGCUCAGGUUGCAGAGAGAGUCAGGCACCAUCUCAACUUUGACCCCAACUCGGCUCCAGGGGUGCAGCGGGUCUAUGAUGCCGUGCAGAACAGUGGACCCAUGGUGGUUACUAGUCUCACGGCUGAACUGAAGAAACUAGCCAAGCAGGGUUGGUAUUGGGGUCCCAUUACAAGAUGGGAGGCUGAAGAAAAGCUGACGAGUCUUCCAGACAGUUCUUUUUUAGUCCGCGACAGCUCCGAUGAUCGAUAUCUUCUAAGCUUGAGCUUUCGCUCACAGGGUAAGACUCUGCACACGCGAAUCGAGCAUUCGAAUGGCAGUUUCAGCUUCUACGAGCAACCUGACAUCGAAGGCCACGUAUCAAUCGUGGAUCUCAUUGAUAAUUCGAUCAAGGAUUCGGAGAACGGAGCAUUCUGCUAUUCCAGAUCUCGCUUACCGGGGUCCGUCACCUACCCCGUUAGACUGACCAAUCCCGUUUCAAGGUUUAUGCAAGUGCGCUCACUGCAGUACUUGUGCCGCUUUGUUAUCCGCCAGUACACACGGAUUGAUCUGAUCCAGAAAUUGCCUUUACCGAACAAAAUGAAAGAUUACCUGCAGGAGAAGCACUACUGAAAGCAGUAAAUCCCCACUUGGUUGCUACUUGCACUUUUUGGAUGACACAACAAAACCGAUUUCGCAGACAUUUUCAAGAAUUUUGUUACCAUUCGAUUUUGCAUUUUCUUGAAAGGAAUGAUGAUGUUUGUCUGUCUGGUAGAGUAGAUAAUUCAGUGGUUUGUGAAGAGACACAGUGCCAGAAUGUCGUUAGAGUGGAUCUCAAUGUUGGAGCAUUUUUCGCAUGUUCUCUUAGAAAUGUAGCAUUUCCUUUUUGUUACAGUCAAAGACAGUCCAAUAUUUUUCUUCAUACCCCACACUAUGAAAUAUCAGCACAUAGCUCUGAGCUCCAGCUUAUUUUAGGGCAUUUAGAGGUUCUUGGCAACAAUGCACAGAGGUAUAGACGCCUUAAUAGCGGCCGCACGUUUGUGAAUGCAUAGAUUACAUUCCUCCUCGCCCCUUUUUUUAAACGCAUAAAUUUUAUCGUACCAGCCAUUAUGUCAUCAUCUUAAUUCAAAGGGAAAAUAUACUAUACAAUAUGCCAAAUGAUGUCCUCUCACCAUACACAUGAAUCUUACCCUUCUGUGGAGUUAAUCUAAUAAGCUAUAUUAGCUGCUCAUAUUUGUCAGAUCAUAUUCUCACCCCCUUUUUUGUUUGCGCUCUUUAGCACGUAAUGCCAAGUUUAGGUGCCUCACUGAAACUCGUCUUUGCUGUAGUCAAUUGAUUUUGGACUGUAUGAUUUGUUAUAACAGUCAUCUUUAACAGGCAUGCAGUUACAUUAUAAAUGCAUCUGGUCUUUUCCCCCUUGCACUGUUUAAGUGUUCAUUAGUAUUGUAUAUCAUUGUUUAAAAACGGAAAGGUUUCCUGUUAUGAACUAUGUCAAUGGUACAGUUUAAAAUCAUCUCUUUUUGGGAACAGAAUUUGCUUAAUGAUAUGUUGUAACUUGAACUUGUUCUUCAGUUCAAAAUAAAAGUUUUAU
Messenger RNA from Sinocyclocheilus grahami, 3076 nucleotides. RefSeq names its product suppressor of cytokine signaling 6b (gene socs6b). NCBI's taxonomy places the organism in Eukaryota, Metazoa, Chordata, Actinopteri, Cypriniformes, Cyprinidae. Gene Ontology annotation, cellular component: phosphatidylinositol 3-kinase complex. Gene Ontology annotation, molecular function: 1-phosphatidylinositol-3-kinase regulator activity. Gene Ontology annotation, biological process: phosphatidylinositol phosphate biosynthetic process; regulation of growth; intracellular signal transduction. The transcript is spliced from 2 exons. The coding region runs from base 520 to 2118 and encodes 532 amino acids. The record is from RefSeq and is a predicted model, not a curated record.